Molecule: messenger RNA, 360 nt
Organism: Durotheca rogersii
Lineage: Eukaryota; Fungi; Ascomycota; Sordariomycetes; Xylariales; Xylariaceae
Product: microtubule-associated protein
Exons: 3
Coding region: 1-360 (119 amino acids)
Biological process (GO): cellular response to nitrogen starvation; macroautophagy
Cellular component (GO): autophagosome; cytosol; fungal-type vacuole membrane
Molecular function (GO): phosphatidylethanolamine binding
Source: RefSeq, a predicted model, not a curated record
AUGCGAUCCAAGUUCAAGGACGAGCACCCCUUCGAGAAGCGCAAGGCCGAGGCUGAGCGUAUUCGCCAGAAGUACGCCGACCGCAUCCCCGUCAUCUGCGAGAAGGUCGAGAAAUCCGACAUAGCAACCAUCGACAAGAAGAAGUACCUCGUCCCCGCAGAUCUCACCGUCGGCCAGUUCGUCUACGUGAUCCGAAAGCGCAUCAAGUUGUCUCCCGAAAAGGCUAUCUUCAUUUUCGUAGACGAGGUCCUGCCACCGACUGCCGCGCUCAUGAGCAGCAUCUACGAGGAGCACAAGGACGAAGAUGGGUUCCUCUACAUAACUUAUUCGGGCGAGAACACGUUCGGUGAGGCUGCUUAG